UUAUUCGACGCAAGGCCCAGCAGACCAGACGAUUCAGGCCUCGGACUCGAGAGACAAGGUCUUCGGCCUCAUUGGCAUCAUCAGCGACUUUGGCCACAGGGAUCUUCUGAGGAAUGAUAGCCCAUGUAUGACCGGCCGGUAGAGCAGAUCUUCACCGAGUACACCAUCAAGUGCACCCGAGAUAAUGGGAAUCUCGACAUUCUAAGCGAUGUCGAAGACAGCUCGCUCCGCACAAUCCCUGGGUUGCCGUCCUGGGUUCCCGGCUUCAGCUUCCCGUUGACCCUGACCCAAUGGCUACGUGGAAGACAAGCAAGAACGAAGGUUUCUAAUCGGCAUCUCGGUUGCCAAGGCGGAUGGAGUGCUCAGAAUGGCGGUGCCGAUAUAGCCCUCGCAGGUUGCCCGAUUGGUGGGAGAUUCGCUCUCGCCAGCAAAGAGUCAGCGGCAGAAAACAUGAUCAUACACCAGCUUCAGGAGUGGGCGGCCAUGAUCGAGCCGAUGCCUGCCGACUAUCCCUCCGGAUGCCACAAGGCCCUAAUCCGCGAUCGCGGUGACGAAGACCAGUAUCCGGCUCCGGUCGAGUACGGCGAUUACUACGAGACAUUGCAGGAAUUGAUCCAGCUGAACCAAGACCUCGACCGGCGCAUUGAAUCGGGAGAGGACGGAGGUGCGGCGGCCAGAAUUCUCUGCCAGGGAUCUGGCAUUCACCCUGCGGACCUGCCACGGUUGAUGGCGGAGAGCGCCGAGUUCUAGAGGGCCAUGGCUGAGGUUAUGCUAGGUAGUAAGGCGACUGUUGGUGACGAAGAGAGGAUACAUCGGCGCUGGCCCGUCGUCUGUGCAGGUGGGAAUGCCGUUUAUGUCCUUCCUGGUGGACAUGUUCCGUUGGUUUUGCGGGCAAGAGUCUGGUAGGGCGGGAUAAUGACUCCAAUGUUCCUCUGCAGUUAGUAGGCGACUGCUAUGUCCACUGAAUGA
Messenger RNA from Chaetomium strumarium, 969 nucleotides. RefSeq lists its product as uncharacterized. The transcript has a single exon. The record is from RefSeq and is a predicted model, not a curated record. NCBI's taxonomy places the organism in Eukaryota, Fungi, Ascomycota, Sordariomycetes, Sordariales, Chaetomiaceae. The coding region runs from base 124 to 750 and encodes 208 amino acids.